This is a messenger RNA of Aspergillus versicolor CBS 583.65, 918 nucleotides long. Its product is annotated as ubiquitin family protein. The record is from RefSeq and is a predicted model, not a curated record. The coding region runs from base 1 to 918 and encodes 305 amino acids. The transcript is spliced from 3 exons. Gene Ontology annotation, biological process: modification-dependent protein catabolic process; protein ubiquitination. Gene Ontology annotation, molecular function: ubiquitin protein ligase binding; protein tag activity. NCBI's taxonomy places the organism in Eukaryota, Fungi, Ascomycota, Eurotiomycetes, Eurotiales, Aspergillaceae. Gene Ontology annotation, cellular component: nucleus; cytoplasm.
AUGCAGAUCUUCGUGAAGACCCUUACCGGCAAGACCAUCACUCUUGAGGUCGAGUCCAGCGAUACCAUCGACAACGUCAAGACCAAGAUCCAAGACAAGGAGGGCAUUCCUCCCGACCAGCAGCGCCUGAUUUUCGCGGGAAAGCAGCUUGAGGAUGGUCGCACCCUUUCCGACUACAACAUUCAGAAGGAGUCGACCCUUCACCUCGUUCUCCGUCUGCGCGGUGGAAUGCAGAUCUUUGUCAAGACCCUCACUGGUAAGACUAUCACCCUCGAGGUGGAGUCUAGCGACACUAUCGACAAUGUGAAGACCAAGAUCCAGGAUAAGGAGGGUAUUCCUCCUGACCAGCAGCGCUUGAUCUUCGCUGGUAAGCAGCUUGAGGAUGGCCGCACUUUGUCAGACUACAACAUUCAAAAGGAAUCUACUCUUCACUUGGUGCUCCGCCUUCGUGGUGGUAUGCAGAUUUUCGUCAAGACUCUCACUGGAAAGACCAUUACGCUGGAGGUGGAGUCCUCUGAUACAAUUGAUAAUGUAAAGACGAAGAUUCAGGACAAGGAGGGUAUUCCUCCGGAUCAGCAACGUCUCAUUUUCGCCGGAAAGCAACUCGAGGAUGGUCGCACUCUGUCUGAUUACAACAUUCAAAAGGAAUCCACUCUUCACCUCGUCCUCCGUCUCCGUGGUGGUAUGCAGAUCUUCGUUAAGACGCUCACUGGGAAGACGAUCACAUUGGAAGUUGAGAGCUCUGACACAAUCGACAACGUCAAGACGAAGAUUCAAGACAAGGAGGGUAUCCCACCUGACCAGCAGCGUCUCAUCUUCGCUGGUAAACAGCUGGAGGAUGGGCGUACGCUCUCUGACUACAACAUCCAGAAGGAGAGCACGCUCCACUUGGUCCUCCGUCUCCGCGGUGGCAAUUAA